Molecule: messenger RNA, 3340 nt
Organism: Notothenia coriiceps (black rockcod)
Lineage: Eukaryota; Metazoa; Chordata; Actinopteri; Perciformes; Nototheniidae
Product: proto-oncogene c-Fos
Exons: 4
Coding region: 1965-3128 (387 amino acids)
Biological process (GO): regulation of transcription by RNA polymerase II
Cellular component (GO): nucleus
Molecular function (GO): RNA polymerase II cis-regulatory region sequence-specific DNA binding; DNA-binding transcription factor activity, RNA polymerase II-specific
Source: RefSeq, a predicted model, not a curated record
AUUGCCUUUAGAAAUAAAAGAUUGGUUUCCAUAUAGCCUAAGCAAGUAUGUAGCCUAUUGGUGACAUAGCUACAAAUAAUCCCCAAACGUGUUCAAAUUAAAAGAAUAAGAUUGCAGAAGCACAUCUGGAAAUAAUGGAUGAAGUUGUAGGCUAUUAAAAAAGUUUGGGGAAAGAGUUGCAGUUACUCCAAUACAUUUUCCAACUGUAUUUUUAUUUAUUAUAAAUAUACCCCGUGCCUUUUCAUUUGAGGACAAAUUCCCUCACAUGGCAGAAAAGGCAUCAUCCAGUAGCUAGCACAGUUAAUGAUCUAUUUGCCUAAUUAACAUGACCUUUGAACGCUGAUGUCACGGAGUCUAUAAAUACCCUCACGCAUUCACGCUCAAGUUGCUAUGAUGAAAACAAGACUUUGAGCUCCGAGAGGUGUCUGGCGUGAUGUCCGACCUUUGAACCCUUUCCAGUCUUCAGCCGCCGGCGAAUGAAUGGGCUCAAGCCGACCACCUAAUGAUGUGCCGGUAAACGAACCCAAAGGAGGCUGUGACUGCCGGGAAGCAGCCGGGAGCGCAGCCCGUCUCUGAACUUUGCAGAGAGGCCCCCUCUAUUCACCAACUAUCCCUUUCAGGGGAUCUGUGAGGUCAUGUGAAAUCUAAAUAUAGCACUAUACAAUCCCUGUUGUUAUAGGAGAUUGUUUAAGCUGAGCGGGAAUACGGUUUACAUAAUUGGUUUCGAUAAAUUGCAUUAGGAAAAGAAACAGUGCACAUUGCGAGGAAAUCAGCCACAACUCAAUUAGUUACAUUUACAAAAACAGAGGUUUAAUAUGUUGUCAUUCUCUGCAAUAACAACCUAAUGGUGUGUAUUUAUAAAUGCAUUAUAGAUUUGUUUUUUGCGUAAAUGCAGUGUGGGCUAUAUUUAUUUUGAUAUUAAACCGGUGGGUCAAGUGCAGUGGGCUUCCCUCGCCUCCAUGUCCUAAAUAGCACAAUGACGCUUGUAUCAGGUACAAUGCAUGACAAGACUUUUAGCGCUGUUUCACUUUCUUUGUGAGUGUGAGUGAGUGGGCCACACACAGCCACACGUCCGUCUGCGCGUUCUCCGUGCGCAACAGCGCGCCCCUUGCCUACCGGAAACACCAUAUAUGGCUCGGUCGUUCCAAUCGGCGAUUGGCUGCUUCACUAAAGCGACAAUUCUGUUGCUGGAGCUCUAUUCAUAUGCAGAGACAGGUUGAGAAAAAAACAGGCAGUGUGAUAUAUGGAUCCACUUCAUUUAGCAGUUCAUAAAUAAUGAGCUGGUGUGCUGAAAGAUGUGUGUGUUAAUUUAAUCAUGCUGGGUUUUGUAAUAUUGUUCAAAAAUAAUGUGUUAGGACACCUUUGAUAAUGCACUGUAUUUUGUAUCAAGUGUUCUUAUCUAACAUAAAGGCAAAUAUUUUAAACUGUGUUUUAUUGCAAUCCCUUAUCCUGCAAGAACAGUUGUGUUUCAAUAUAGGAUUAUUAUACGGUGUACAUAUGUGGAUAUAUAGAGGGAACAUAAUGUAUAUGAUGCAGAUGCUGCAUACAUAAAAUGACGUAGGCCUAUUCAUUAAUGGCGAUAGGCACCUCAUGCAGGCGGGGGUGUCACUUAAUAUAGGCUCGAUAUUUUUUGAUACACGACUUCAUAAAAUAAGUAAAAAUAAAAGGGCUGCUGAAGUUGUUGUUCAGACAUUCCACGGAUUUAAUUGUUCAAUUGUAAAAACAUCUGCUCGCUUUUUUUCAUAUUCUCCUACCUCUCUCUAUGUGCGAUGGUUCGGUCUCACCACACAGAUUUCAUUCAUAAAAUUCCAGCUCACUAUAAAAGGCAGGGCCUCUCCACUAUCUGCACAGUUACCAUUUAUGAACGUGGCAAAUGGGAUACAGUUAGGGCUUAAGACGACUGUUUUUUACUUAGAUCAGAUAGACUAAUCUAUCUUUGUAUGCAGUGAUUUUUAGACGAGAACAUGCAUCCAGACUCCAACAUUGAGUUCGACUCAUCGUCCAGCUGUAGCACAGCAUCGCCUGGCGGGGACACCCCUGGGUGCAGCCAGCAUCCUCCUGACUCGCUUUCAUCAUCAGUGGACAGCGCAAAGGAUACUGAGACCAGCGGAGCAGACUCCUUUGUUCCGACUGUGACUGCAAUCUCAACCUCGCCGGGUCUCAUGUGGAUGGUGCAGCCGACAGUCAUCACAUCUGUCUCCCCAUCGGCCGGCCGAGCAAAGACCAAAACUCACGGCUCGUCCAAGUCGUCUUCCCCGGCAGCUGCAAAAAAGACAAAGCCCUCCAACAGGAAAGGGCUGAAAGACAAGGCGUCCAAAGAGGAGGAGGAAAGGAGGAGGAUCAGGAGGGAGAGGAACAAAAUUGCUGCAGCAAAGUGUCGUAACAGACGGAGGGAGCUGAUAGACACUCUGCAAGCUGAAACGGACAAUCUCGAAGACGAGAAGUCUGCCCUCCAGACGGAGAUAGCAGAGCUGAUGAAGGAGAAGGAGAGACUGGAGCAAGUCUUGAUCUCCCACCAACCAUCCUGCAAGCUCCCUGCAAAUGACAAUGACGAUGAAGAUGAUGAGGAGAAAGAUAAUGAAGAUGAUGUUGACACAAUGCUGCAGGAUCCUCCGGCUUCCCCACAGCUCCUGUCCAUCUUAGAGGAUGAAAAAAGCCCAGAGAGCACUGCAGCCGUAGAAGAAGCAUCUAUUGGCCAAGACAUGGACAGUGUCCCUUGCAUCCCUGCUGCAGCCAUUUUGGGGAACUCCAACAUCCUGCUGUGUUCGAGUGCAGAGGAGGAGGAUCUGGAGGAUUUAAGAGGAGAUGACUUGGAUGACUUGGUGCCCAGUCUGGAGAUGGCAGAGACUACAGAGAUGGCUGCAUCCGUCCCUGACAUUGACCUGAGCGGGCCCUUCGGCCUCUCAGACUGGGAAACGCUGUACAAGUCUGUGGCCAAUGACCUUGAAACUUUGAGCUCUCCAGUCAUGUCUUCCAGUCCCACUUGUAGCAAUUACCGCUCAGUGUUCUCGUUUAAUUACUCUGAGAUUGAUUCCUUCGCCAAGGGCUUCGAGAGCCUCAAAGGCAGCCUUGGUGCGUCUGAGUCGAUGAAAGAUAGUCUUAACUCUCCGACACUUCUGGCCUUGUGAAUGCAAAACUAAUUAUGCAAAGUUCUAACCAGCCAGCAAGCUAUGAUAUCUCCCUCGAAAAACAAUGUUUUGUAGUGUGAGUUUUGAUGUUGUGUAAAACUGAACAUCAGAGGUUGUGUACAUGACAUGUUUAAUGUGACUGUAACAGGGUUGACUUCCUCCAUACUGCUGGUGCAAUUCUCUGUGGUGAGACUUUGCGCUGGCAACAAAAA